Messenger RNA from Necator americanus (New World hookworm), 1833 nucleotides. RefSeq lists its product as uncharacterized. The transcript has 17 exons. Gene Ontology annotation, molecular function: GTPase activator activity; guanyl-nucleotide exchange factor activity. Lineage: Eukaryota; Metazoa; Nematoda; Chromadorea; Rhabditida; Ancylostomatidae. The record is from RefSeq and is a predicted model, not a curated record. The coding region runs from base 1 to 1833 and encodes 610 amino acids. Gene Ontology annotation, biological process: regulation of cytokinesis, actomyosin contractile ring assembly; nervous system development; activation of GTPase activity. Gene Ontology annotation, cellular component: cell cortex; nucleus.
AUGGAAGCGGGCAAUUCUCAACCAGAAUCUGAUGUUCAGGCGAAAAAAACGCCUGAAAGGCGUAUGUCGAAAGAACAUCGAAUCCGAAAGAAAAUCAUCGUAUCUCUCGGAACUAGCAUACAAAAGAGAGAAUGGCCUGAAUCUUUGUUGGAGCUUGGGAUUAGGAUAAAGACAUUCUCUUCUCGGACCAAAUACUUAGUGGCAUCAAGUGUGUCAGAUUCCUAUUAUAGGCGAGCCAUAGCCCUAGGCAUUUUCGUGGUGAAAGAGGAAUUUCUCCAGCGAUGUGCAGAUCCAGAGUCUACGGUGGACAUAGUUGAGCUGGCUGAGGCGUGCAAGUUGCCUCGAUUUGCUGGGCUGACAAUUAGUUUUCUUGGUUUUACCGAUGAAACUGUUGAAGAUCAUGUACAUGCUGUUGAGGAGAAUGGUGGACAGGUGAUCACUACCACCUCAGAGGCCAGCCAUAUUAUUGUAGCACCUGAUCUGCGGCCACCAGCAUCAUGUCAUGGGAAAAACCUUGUUACAAUGGAGUGGUUUCGCGAAAGUAUGGAUUUGGGUUGGUGUGCAAAUGAAACGUGUUUUGCGCAUACAUGGAAGGAACCAACACCACGCAGAAGACAUACUAAUAGCAUCCUGAGAUUCCAAAAAAGGAGAAGGGCGGAGUCGAGUGCGAAGAAGUACAAACGUUACCAAUUGUGCUUGGAGUUGUUCAAGACGGAAAUCAACUGCUUAAAAGCGUGCGAUUUCUUAGUGAGGCUGUUUGAAGAAAAUAUCCAUGUGUCAGCUGAAGCUAAUGAUGUGAUGUUCGGUGUAUUCGGUGCUAUGAAGAAGGCACAUGAUCGAAUUGUACAAAAGAUGGGUGAAGUACUGGACACAUGGAAUGACAACAGCACAGUAGGAGAUAUUUUCGUUGAUGAAGAGUCAUCGUUGACAGAGGCGUAUUCUCCGUAUUUUCACACAUUAGAAGCAUCGCUACAGUAUAUCAAGGAGUAUAGGAAGCAAAACGCAAAGUUCAACGCUUUCAUUGUGGAGAGAGAGAAAGACCGAUCGUUGGGGAAGCAGAAACUAGAAUACCUGUUGAACAUUCCUUUUCAACAGAUAACGAGUAGGAUACCUGCAUCUUUAAAGGAGAUCAGAAAUCAAACCACAUCCAUUGAUCCUGAUUACGAACCUCUUGGUAAUGGAAUAGCAGCGGUGGAUAGGAUGCUAGCAACUAUAAACGAGAGCAAACGAAUGGGAGCCGAAGGUGAAACAAUCUUCAAGAGGAUCCAAAACCUACCGAGCCAUCUACUGAAAUCUCCAAAGCAGUUUGUUUGCGGCAUGCAAUUUCUCUCGAUGCAAGAAGGGAGUAGUCCAUGGAACUAUGUUGUUGUGGAAUUGUUACUAUUUAAAGACUGUAUUUUGAUGGCAGAAAAAAUAGAUCCAACUGUGUCAUGUGGGUUUCGAAAGGGCUCACGAACGAUGAAAUUCCUUGAGUACUGUCAUCUUGUUCGAAUUCGUGCGGUUAGGAUUGUAUGGAGUAUAGAUGGAGAGAAAAUGCUAGUUAUUGUUGUGCGGAAUCCGACAAAGGACGCUGAGUGGUAUCUUCAAUUCCUACAUCCGGACGAUGCGAUUAAUGAGUUUGUAACGAAGCUAGUUGGAGAGGUAUUCCAGUGUACGGGAAGGCGAAUUCCCGUCGAUGUCGGGGACUCAACGGAGUUCGACGAUACCACUCUUAAUGACUCGAGAUUCUCGUCUGCAACAUCGAAAGUGUUACGGUGGAUGUCUCUGCGGAGAACGCGAAAGUACAGAAAUCGACCGAUCACAACGGCUGUGGACGUCUUCCAGCCACUGUAG